AUGUCAUACUAUUAUUAUUGGCAAGAUAGGCGGAAAGUGCCAGUUAUCCUAACGGAAGACGUGAAAGCUGCAAUCAUUGUGCUAAACAAAUCGCGACAAGAUUGCAAGUUAGUGAGGGCAACGAAUUUGUCUUCGCCGUCAAAUAUGGCAAAUCAGAAAAUUGUUUUAACAGGACACGAUGUUCUGCAGAAAACGUGCGCCAAAGUUCAGCUCGAGCAACCCAACCUGGUCAAGACAACAAACUUGAGAAAGUAUGUCGCCACCGUGAGCCAACUUGUGGACAUAAAUGAGUCCGAAAUGGGAUGGUUAGCAAACCAUCUUGGGCACGACAUUCAUGUCCACAAGGAAUUUUACAGAUUGCCACAGACAACACUGCAUGGAGACGGCUGUGGUAGGAAAUUUGCUAUGGCCGUAGACGAAGGUCGGCUUCACCUUUUUAAAGGAAAGAACCCAAGAGAUAUCAAGUUAGCAGGUAACAAAAAAUUGCAAUCCAAUUUGAAUAGAAAAAGUGGUCUUCUUUUCUGAGUAAAGUGUCUGUAUAUAGUUUGAAGGCUAAUGACGCAUCGACCACAAAAAUCUAAACAGCAACGAAACCUAAAGUGUCGAAGAAAACUAGUUUUAGGGAAAUACGCUAGUCGUUCUAUGCUUUAACUGUUAGCUUUGAUCACGCACGAGGAAGAUUUAUCAUCAGUGGACGAGUACAAGCCACCUCAUAGUUCCGACGAAUCUGAAGCGUCUGAAGGUGAAUUACCACAAGCAAAGAAAAAAGUCAGUUCAAUUCGCAAGUGA
This is a messenger RNA of Paramuricea clavata, 789 nucleotides long. NCBI's taxonomy places the organism in Eukaryota, Metazoa, Cnidaria, Anthozoa, Malacalcyonacea, Plexauridae. The record is from the annotation of a GenBank genome assembly.